Messenger RNA from Cyclospora cayetanensis, 1128 nucleotides. RefSeq lists its product as uncharacterized. The transcript is spliced from 6 exons. Gene Ontology annotation, biological process: anaphase-promoting complex-dependent catabolic process; protein K11-linked ubiquitination. Lineage: Eukaryota; Apicomplexa; Conoidasida; Eucoccidiorida; Eimeriidae. Bases 1 to 1128 code for a protein of 375 amino acids. The record is from RefSeq and is a predicted model, not a curated record. Gene Ontology annotation, cellular component: anaphase-promoting complex.
AUGGAAGAAAGCGAAUGGGGUGACCCCCGGUUUGCCUCAGACGAUGAAUUCGCGUCUCCAUCGGAUCUAGUGGACGCCCACCCUCGCACGCAGCCAGGAGGAGAUGCCCUGUCCUCCUUUUCCUGUUGCUGCACUUCCUGCGAACCCCGACAAAUCGCGCAAGAGUCUCAGACUCUAGGGGGCCCUCCAGAGGGCCCCCUUAACCAGCCCAGCGCUCUACGGACGUCUCGGACCACUUCGACGAGCUCUCCACUUCCAGCCUUGCACACGAGCAGCAGCAGCACCAGCAAGGAAACAGAGGGUCUUCCAGUUUCCAUUUUGAUGCUACAGUAUCCCCUCUUCUUUUGCGACGUGGAUUUACCCUUUACCCUAGAGCUCAAACGCAGCUGGAGGGAAAUCGGGGGGCUAGCCUCGUGGACGCUUAGCUCCGCUAAAGAAGGAAACGGCGUCCAGGCACUUCGAGACAACAGCAGCAUCAGCUUUUGGCAGUCAGAGGGGCAAGCACCGCACACUGUAACCCUGCAAUUCAACAGGGAGAUGCCUGUCACGCGAGUGGAUCUGCUUGUCAACUUCCACUUGGAUGAAAGUUACACUCCCAAACGCAUACAGAUCAAGAUGGGCUCCUCCCCCGCGACCUUAUCCGUCGUCAGAGACGUGGAAUUCGUCGUGACUGAUGACCAAAACUGCUGGUGGGGCAUCGAGUUGACAGCGGCCCACGCCAUCAAGCUCGUCAACGGCCUCGAGAACCACUCACAGGAAGCCCUCGACUUGGUGCUGCACGGUGUAGAAACAAGCGAAUACCUCCGCGCAGCCUGCCUGCAGAUUGCGGUGCUUACAACCCACCAGCAAGGUCGCGAUACUCACAUUAGACAGGUUCGCAUAUACGGUCCCAUCGAAGGCUAUGAGGACCCCUCCACUAUCAGCGAGCAUGCGCAAACAGCGGCUGAUCGGGUGCGUUCUGGACUGCUUUCCUAUGCAGACGAAGGGGCCUACGGACUGGAUCUUGCGGGGGAAGGAACAGAUACUCCUCACCUCAAUCCCAGAGAAACCGAUAUGCCUGCUCUCAGCAGAGCAUGGAGCCAAGACUUCCUCGCGGCUCUGGCCGGCACCCAGCCAGCUCCUCCUUAA